Megalopta genalis is the source of this 5655-nucleotide messenger RNA. The record is from RefSeq and is a predicted model, not a curated record. Lineage: Eukaryota; Metazoa; Arthropoda; Insecta; Hymenoptera; Halictidae.
GUGCUUGAUCGAUACGCGUCUUAUUCAUGGAAGAGAAGAAGAAGGAUCUGCUUGGUCUAUCAGGAAAUCGGAGCUGCUUGUUGAAACAAUCUUACCAACGACGCUGGCAAACAAGAGUUUUCGUGACAUCGAGUCUCAUGAUUGUCGCUUUAUCUGAGAGCCUAGUGUAAAUUUUCAAGUGAUAGGCCCCAAUUAGCCGGUAAUUAAUCGUAAAAGAGACCGUAAACUUAGCUUCCGUUUUAUAUCGCUGCUGACGCUGUUCCUGGUUUCAUGAGUGCGCGGAAUUUGGAAUCACGUCUUAAAAUCGUACCUUAUUCUUCCGUUUAGUGAUAUAUAAGUGUAUCGUUCGAAUCGUUUAAUUGUUCGAGAAGUGAGUUAAUGCGGUGCUCACAGGAAGAUGGAUUCGAGCAACGUGAAAUCGAACCCGAAUCCACGAGAAAAGGCCAACCUGAUCUCCGUGCUACUAUGGUGGUGGACGAUAGGAUUGUUUAAGAAAGGCUACAAGAAAGUUUUGCAGACGGACGAUUUGUAUGAUCCAUUGAAGACCGAUCGAUCGCACGUGGUCGGGGACCGAUUAGAGAAACAAUGGAAGAUAGAACUGGAGAACUCGAAGAAAAGCAAACGAAGACCCAGUUUGCUGAGGGCCAUAUUCCGUGCCUUUUUGUGGGAGUACAGUCUGCUUGGCCUGAUGCAGAUACUAAACGAAUUUAUAUUACGAUUGGGAACACCGAUACUUCUCGGAGGGUUGCUGCGCUACUUCAAGAAGAACACGACUGAAACGUACGAGACUGCACUUUUGUAUGCAGGGGGAAUUUGCAUCGCUACGGCGAUAAACGUGAUUACGAUUAAUCAGACGAUCUUCGGCGCGUUCCACGUUGGCGCGAAAGUUAGGGUUGCAGCGUGCUCCGUUGUUUAUCGUAAGGCACUACGUCUCAGCAAAACCGCGUUGGGCGAGACAGCACCAGGAAAGGUAGUCAAUUUAGUGGCGAACGAUGUGAACAGAUUCGAUCUCGUCUCGAUUUUUAUACACCAUAUGUGGUCCGCGCCGCUCUCCGGAUUGAUCAUAGCGUAUCUACUCUACACCGAGGCUGGCUACGCCGGUUUAAUUGGCAUUGCCGCAGUGUUCAUUGUCGUGCCAAUUCAAUCCUACACGGGAAAGCUGUCCUCCAAGUUCCGACUGCAAACCGCCAUAAAAACCGACGAGAGAGUGCGACUAAUGGACGAGAUAAUAUCGGGCGUUCAAGUAAUUAAGAUGUACGCGUGGGAGAAACCGUUCUGCGCGCUCAUUGAAACCGCACGGAAACUGGAACUGCAAGUAGUAUCAAAGAGCGGGAACAUCCGAGGCAUCUAUAUGACAUUCAAUUUGUUCACCACGAGAAUGGCGCUCUAUUGCACUCUGAUCAGCAUGCUUCUGUUCGGCAACGAGUUGACAGCCGACAAGGUGUUCGUCUUCUCCUCUUACUUCAAUAUACUAGCGCACACCAUGUCCGGGAUGUUUGUACGUGGUUUCGCGGAGAUAGCGGAGUGCAGGGUCGCCGUGAGAAGGUUGCAACACUUCUUGAUGUACGAGGAGUUCCAGGAGAAAGGGUUCAGCCUGAACAAGUUCGCCGCUAGUCUGAACGGUAGCAUAAACAUGGACUCGAAACAGGCGUCCAACAAAACGUCUAGAAACGAUCUGCCGUACAUCGAUGACGAGAUUGAAGGCUACGAGAAUCUCGACAGGUCGGAGGAGAAAAGGAAACACAACGGUUUGGUGGUGGUCGCCAGCGAUUUGCUGAAGAACACUGCGAAUCUCAUGGAAGGCCAGCCGGAAACGAAACGUUUGUCCGUGGUGAACGAGGAGGCAUACGCGAUCAAGAUGCACAAUGUGACAGCUAAAUGGGAACCUGGUCAAUCGGAGAACACUCUGGACGACCUGAAUCUGGAGCUUGAGAAAGGGAAGAUAUACGCGGUAAUUGGGAUGGUCGGGGCAGGGAAGAGUUCCUUCCUUUCUGCCAUUCUCGGCGAGAUAGAGGUGACAGAAGGUCACGUAAAAAUUAAUGGAAGUUUGAGCUACGCCGGUCAGGAAGCUUGGGUCUUUGGGUCUACCGUUAGACAAAACAUACUCUUCGGCCAGUCCUACGAUCGCCAUCGCUACCAAAGAGUUGUGAAAGCGUGCUCACUUUUGAGAGACUUCAAGCAAUUUCCUCAGGGCGAUCAGACGGUGGUCGGAGAAAGAGGCAGCUCUUUGUCGGGGGGUCAAAAGGCUAGGAUCAACUUGGCCAGGUCGUUGUACAGACAAGCAGAUAUAUAUUUGUUGGAUGAUCCAUUGAGCGCUGUCGACACACACGUGAGCAAACACUUGUUCGAGGAAUGCAUUCAACGAUACCUAAAGGGAAAAACGAGAAUUUUGGCGACCCAUCAGCUGCAAUACGUGAAAAGUGUCGAUAACAUCAUACUGAUCGAACAAGGGAAAAUCACAGUGUUCAAGAGUUAUCAAGAUCUAUUGGACAAGCGACCCGAGUACUGUAAACUGCUCGCGACCGAGGGCGAUACCAAUGAUGAUUCUUCUUUGGAGAGGAGUGGCAUGCGAAGACAAUUCUCGUCGUCGAGUACCAGAAGCCGAACACCGGAAGCUAGUAGCGGCGGUACCGACGACGAAGAGGAGAACGAGGAUGCAGAAAAAUUGAACGACGGUUUGGAAGGGACAUCGAAGGGACAGGUGAAGGGACCGAUUUUCAUAAAGUACUUCCAAACAGGAGCCAACAUGUGCCUGGCAACGACUGUACUUCUGCUGUAUAUAUGUACACAGUUCGUCGCCAGUCUUAACGAUUACUUUAUUCCGAUUUUAGUCAAUGCAGAGGAAUCGCGACACUAUUUAAUUCAGCAAGCUAACCUGAACGCUACCAACGACACAAUGAUCGAUCCAACGGACGUGUCGUCCACAUACCCUUACAUAUACGUUUACACGGCUAUAGUACUUGGAAUAUUCAUCAUCGGGAUCACCAGAUCUAUAACCUUCUACAAAGUAUGCAUCGUGUGCAGUCAAAAGCUGCACGAUAUGGCGUUCAGCGCGUUGAUCAGAACCGGUAUGCGUUUCUUCGACACAAAUCCCAGUGGCAGGAUCCUCAACAGAUUCUCCAAAGACAUGGGAGCGAUAGAUGAAUUACUGCCGAAAUCGAUACUUGACGCUGGUCAAAUAUGCAUGAUGAUGGUCGGGUCUCUAGUCGUGUCCUGCAUGGUCAAUGCCCUUUUCCUGAUUCCGAUAGUAUUCUUGGGGUUCGUUUUUUACUGGAUACGGAAGGUAUUUCUCAAAACUAGCAAGAACAUCAAAAGAAUGGAGGGAAUCACUCGAUCACCGGUAUUCACUCAUCUAAAUGCCACGCUGAAUGGACUGACUACUAUUAGAGCGUACUGCGCGCAGGAGAUAUUGAAGAAAGAAUUCGACAAGCUACAAGACGUGCAUACAUCCACUGUUUAUAUGUACAUAGUAGCAAGCACUGCCUUUGGAUUUUCUCUGGAUAUAUUUUGCCUUGUAUUCACUUCGUUGGUUACUUUCAGCUUUCUUCUUUUACAACAAUCGUUCUCCGGAGGUGAAGUGGGCUUAGCCAUCACCCAGGUAAUGGCGAUGACCGGAAUGAUUCAAUGGGGUAUGCGACAAAACGCCGAAGUGGCUAAUCAGAUGAUGUCCGUGGAACGCGUGCUGGAGUACACGCUGGUACCGCCGGAACCGAACCUCCGCGACAGAGGAAAAUUUGCGAGAAAGACCGAGAAAGCCGUCGCGAUUCCGGCCGAUGCUCCAAAGAACUGGCCCACAGAAGGAUCGAUCAAGUUCAAGCAGAUAUAUUUGCGAUACGCGGAAGACGAGCCUCCGGUGUUGAAGGGGCUGAACAUUGCCAUUUCCGCGGGGGAGAAAGUGGGAAUUGUCGGCCGAACCGGUGCUGGAAAGUCUUCGCUGAUAGCUGCACUGUUCAGACUAGCUAAAAUCGACGGAGUCAUUGAAAUCGAUGGCAUAGACACCGGUGCUAUUUGUUUAGAGGAUCUACGGCGCAACAUAUCGAUCAUCCCCCAGGAUCCUGUUUUAUUCUCCGGCACAUUGAGACGAAAUCUAGAUCCAUUCAACGAGUUCUCGGAUAAAGCAUUGUGGGAUGUGCUCGAAGAGGUGGAAUUGAAAGAUGCUGUUGUCACCGCUGGCACCGGUUUAGGCAGUCGAGUGUUCGACAGAGGAAGUAAUUACAGUGUCGGGCAGAGGCAAUUGGUUUGUUUGGCAAGGGCGAUCUUAAGGAACAACCCAAUACUCAUGCUCGACGAAGCAACCGCAAACGUUGACCCGCACACGGAUGCUUUAAUUCAACACACGAUAAGGAAAAAAUUCGCCAAAUGCACUGUACUUACUAUCGCCCAUCGGUUGAACACCAUUAUGGACAGCGAUAAAGUGUUAGUAAUGGAUAAGGGUCACAUGGCGGAGUACGAUCACCCACACAUACUACUUCAGAACAGCCACAGCCAGUUCACUUCUUUGGUAAAAGAGACUGAUCGUGCGAUGUUCGAUCAAUUAGUUAAGAUUGCGAAACAGUGUUACGUCACUAAGCACGGGAAGUGAUGAUUAAUUGGAUAUCGGUAGUCGAUUACACAUUUUCUCUUUUUUGCUUUUCCGAUUCGACUUCUGAUAAUCAAUACAAGCAACGAUUGUACGAUUAUAUAUCAAUUGUAACCAAGUAUUAUUGUAAGUUCCGAAAUCGCGUCCGAAAAGUCGUUUAUAUUUUUCUCGUUGAACGAACAAACAGAUAUACAUAUAUAUUUAUAUAUAAAAUAUAUAUAUAUGUAUAUAUAUACAUAUUGUCCACAGUACUUCCUGUAAAUGAUAAUGGCGCCGUUGAGCGGCGCCUCGCAUCUCUUCCAAAUAGAUACUUAUAAUUUUCUAUAGUAUACAUUUUAUGUGAUUUACAACUCUUGAUAAUCUUCGAAUUAUGAAUUUUUACGAUCGAUAAACGAUUCAACAGAGUAUAUUUUCUUUAUACCGUAUAGUUAAUAUACAAAAAUCGCGCGCAAUGUGAUUUAUUAGUACUUCACGCAUAAUCUGUACAUAUUAUGCGACGUUAACAAUUAACAAUACUAGCAAGCAUGCCGGAUGUUGGACGGCAAUCGUUACGCGAAACAGUUGUUUAAAUAAAUAGCUGUAGAAAAGUGAAGGGCGCGCGAUAUUUUUGCGAUUCAAGGCCGAAGAAGUCCUGUCUCGCGUGCAAAUUAAUGUUUGCUCUCGUAUUCGCCGUUGCAUAAAAAACAAGUCCUAGGCAAAUUACCAGCCAGAUGGGCGUAAUAGAUAAUAAAAUCGAACAGAAUGAGCAAUUAAUUUUGGCAUUGAAAGAAAAGAAGAUCUCGCACCAAAAGCUUUCGUUUUUCCUUAAGAAAUGCUGGUAGCAGGCCAAGUGACUUCAUACGAAGAAAACAGUUUAUAAUGUACAAUAUACAGAUGCCCGUAUAAUCAAUUCACUUGUAAUAUAUAUAUAUACAAGAAAGGAACUAUUGGUGCCGGUAUCGAGUCAAUGUUAAUUUUAAACAUCGCAGGAGAUUACAAUAUCCUAUAUUUUCUAUGAAUACGCGUACAUGUACCAGAAAUAUUAUUAUUGUAUAAUAUAACGAAUUCUGUAAAUAAAAGUUCACUUUUAUAGAUAA